AUGGCCUCUGACGAAGAAAAUUCAAGUGCCAUUGAUCAGAAGUCCGCUGAAUUAGACGAAAAUGCUGAUUCGCCCUCUAUGCAAGCCUAUCUGAAGUUCUUGAAUUCAUGUCUCUCUGGAGGUGGUGCAACUCUUAUCGAUUCAUCAAUCGAACGCCUUUCGUCAGAAUCCCGUUCUUCUCCGUGCAUGCUUGGAAUUGAUGAAGCCGGAAGAGGACCUGUCCUUGGUCCAAUGUUGUAUGCCUGUGCGAUUGCACCAGUGAGCAGGAAUGCUUCCUUAAAGGAAAUGGGCCUAACUGAUUCCAAACAGUUGACAGAGGUGAAGCGUGAAGAUUUGCUCAAAGAGAUGCUUAAGGAAUCCGAUUGGGUUGCUUAUACCAUUCACGCUAUUUCACCCAUGGAGAUUACUGAAAAGAUGCUUAGCAGCCAGAAAAUCAGCCUCAACGUCAUCUCACAAAACUCGGCGAUUGGUCUCAUAAGAUCUGCUUUGGAUCAGGGGGUUAAUUUGAAAGAGGUUUAUGUUGACACCGUUGGCAAAGCCGAAAUAUAUCAGAAGUACUUGAGUUCGAUCUUCCCUCACUUGAAAAUUGUCGUUGAAAGCAAAGCUGAUGCAACCUACCCAAUAGUCAGUGCUGCGUCCAUCUUUGCAAAGGUUUGUAUUAACAUUUUAGCAUUUGUUUUAAAAAAAUCUACUUGGUGA
Rodentolepis nana is the source of this 699-nucleotide messenger RNA. The record is from the annotation of a GenBank genome assembly. NCBI's taxonomy places the organism in Eukaryota, Metazoa, Platyhelminthes, Cestoda, Cyclophyllidea, Hymenolepididae.